Molecule: messenger RNA, 903 nt
Organism: Arvicanthis niloticus (Nile rat)
Lineage: Eukaryota; Metazoa; Chordata; Mammalia; Rodentia; Muridae
Product: lymphocyte antigen 6A-2/6E-1-like
Biological process (GO): acetylcholine receptor signaling pathway
Cellular component (GO): plasma membrane
Molecular function (GO): acetylcholine receptor binding; acetylcholine receptor inhibitor activity
Source: RefSeq, a predicted model, not a curated record
GAGCUGAAAGAAAGGAAGGUACUUCAGUCCACAUCUGACAGGCAUUUCCACAGUGCCAGCAACCUGGUCACAGAGAGAAAGUUUUAUCUGAACACCCUUUCUCUGAGGAUGAACAGUUUUCAUGCUACAAAGUCCUAUGUGCUCAUUCUGCUUAUCGCCCUAAUGUGUGCACAAAGAGCUCAAGGGCUGGAGUGCUACAAUUGUGUGGGGGUCCCACUUGAUGCUUCCUGCCCAUCAGUUACCUGCCCCUACUCUGAUGCAUUCUGUGUGACUCAGGUUGCAGAAACUACUGUGGGGUCUCACAAAAGCAAACUGAAGAACAAUCUCUGCCUUCCCAUUUGCCCUGCUAAUCUUGAAAGUACGGAGAUCCUGGGUACUACUGUCAACAUCAAGACUUCCUGUUGCAAGGAAGACCUCUGCAAUGCAGCAUUUCCCACUGGAGGCAGCACCUGGAUCACAGCAGGUCCAGGGGUGCUUCUGUUCAGCCUGGGCUCAGUCUUCCUGCAGACUUUCCUGUGAUGGGCCUGCCACCAUCCCCCCAACUUGUCCUUUUAUCCUCAUGUGAAACCACUGCUUCCUGGAGCCCUCUAGUGAUGAAUUCUAAGUUAUAAAAUCUCUGAGGUGGGGUUGAGUGUGGAACAACUUGUUUCAACUUUAUAGGCCCUUUACAACUGGGUAGGUUCCCCACUUCUCUCUAGGGCUUUCAGAUCUGUACUUCCUGGAAUGCCAUUUUGUUGUGGCUUGCUACUCCUGGCCCUGGAGGUACAUGGACAGCACAGGGAAGAGGCAGAAUUCCAAGGUAUUAUGCCACCAUGACAUAUAGAUAUCUGGGGUCCUGCAGUGUUCCCACAAGUACAGAUCAAUGUCCCCCUGUUGAAUCCAAUAAAUCAUUUGUUCUCCCAG